AUGGACCCUGAACACCCAUCGAACCCUCCUCUUUCCUACCCAUCCUCCCCUCCUCUCCCGACUGAUGAAGGUACAGGUGGAGCGAUGAGGGCUCAGGCGGGCGCAGCGCCGCUUCAGGCAGCGCUGUUACAGCCCAAAAGUCCCAACAGUGUGGCUGUCCUGCCUCCAACGGGUCCCGCCGACUCACAAACACCCGUUGUGCCGACACCGCCUCCUCCUAUCACCCCUCGCUCGUCCUUCUCCCGCCAAUUCGCAACUUUUGAGAUCCCCGCCCAGCUCGUCAGGCCCGGUAUGGAGAUGCUGAAGGUCUCGGCGAAGAGUGCGCGGCGGGUCAAGCCGAGACGGGUUUGGCUUGAGUUGGCGAGCGAGACGCCGGAGGAUGGAGAGAUGGGACUUGAGGUCGGGAUCGGGGUUGUUGGCGGUCAGGAUGUGCGGUUGUGCUGGGAGAAGAAUGGGGCGGGUCUCGGUUUCGCUCGGACGCCCACAUACGCUUCCGUCCCGCUCUCCCGUGUCCGCGACCUCCGUUUUGCAGCAGCUGGCUCGCCGUACCGCACGUCCCUUCACCUCCCACCUUCGGUCGAGCCUCGCUGGGCAACCAUCAUCUAUGCAGCUCCAGCCUCGUCCCGCUUCCUCGGCUCAGUCACGGGCGGUCCGACCUACAAACUAGCACACUUCAUUGCCUUGUCGCCGCACGACCUCGACAUCUUGCAGAAGACGCUCGAGGGAUUCAAGGAGGGUCGACUGGCGAAGGGCAUCUCGCAUGAGGAGGGUGAGGCUGAGCAGGCUACGGACGAGCAGGACCGCGUGGUGCGCGAGACGGAAGUGCACCAGCUUUGUGCGCGUCUCGGGAUGGGAAUGAGCAGCUCAGAGAUCAGCGAGGCGUUUCGAACGUCCGCCAGCCCGAACGACUUUCUCGACUUCAAGGCCUUCCAGACAUUCGUCAAGCUCUUGAAACGACGCGCGGACAUCGAGGAGGUCUUCUUGCAGCAGGUGCCGCAGGGACAGGACGGCCUGGACGAGAAGGCUUGGUCGACCUUCCUGCGUGACGUCCAAGGGGUCAAGCUGGACGACCUCGCCAUCUCGCGGGGCUUCCUCAGGUACGCCGACGCCGCGACGAAGACCGUCACGCUCGACGGCUUCGUCUCCUUCCUCAUGUCGUCCGACAACGCUGCUAUCAAGGACGAGUCAAGGCAGGACAUGACGCGACCUCUGCCCGAAUACUUCAUCAGUUCGAGCCAUAACACCUACCUGAUCGGCAGCCAAUUCCAAGGUCAGAGUACGGUCGAAGGGUAUAUUCGUGCGCUGCAGCAGGGCUGCCGGAGCGUCGAGCUCGACGUUUGGGACGGAGACGACGGCGAGCCAGCCGUCACGCACGGCCACACGCUCACGACGAAGAUCCCGGUUCGCAACGUUCUCCAAGCGAUAGCUCAAUACGCCUUCCUCGCCUCGCCCUAUCCCGUCAUUCUCUCCGUCGAGGUGCACUGCGAGCUUGACCAGCAGGAUAAGCUCGCGGCGAUCCUGAACGAGACACUCGGCGACAAGCUCGUCAGUCGGCGGCUUGACGAGAUGGAGGCGGACAAGGACAUCGAACGGUUGCCGAGUCCCGCAGAUCUCAAGGGAAAGUUUCUGCUCAAGGCGAAGAACAAGUUCAUCACGACUUCCAAUGACAACGGGUUCCCCGUCAAGCUCGUCCCGAGCGGCGACGACUCGUCUUCCAGCGAGCAGUCCUCGCAGUCGAGCUCUGAUGGCGACUUCAAGAACAGCAAGUUCUACCGAGCUAUCCGCCAGUUCCGCAGCAGCGACAGCGGCGCCACUCGGCCCUCCAUCCUCCGCUCCCACAGCUCUCGUUCGUCAUUCGGCGCGACACCAGUUCCGAGGGCCGCUUCACCCGGUGUCUCUCCGUCGCGCAUCACGGAGAACGAGCUCUCGGUCUCACCGCCGGCCAUGGGAGCGCCGCUGCUGUCGCCGCCAGCCUUGCCAACGAACCCGAAGGACAUGGCCAUGUCGCAGGCUCUCGCCAAUCUCCUCGUGUACACGAUCGGCGUCAAAGCGCGAGGCUUCAACAAGAAGGAGAAAUACGCCGCGACGCACGUCAUCUCGCUCGGCGAGAGCCGACUCACCAAGAUGUUGCGAGACGAGGCGGCUCGACAGGACUUUGUGGCCCACAACCGAGGACACCUUACUCGAGCAUAUCCUCGAGGGAGCCGUCUGACAAGCAGCAACUUUGCACCGCACCACAUGUGGGCGGCCGGCGUCCAGCUCGUCGCGCUCAACUGGCAGACUUUCGAUGUCGGCAUGGAGCUCAACCUCGCCAUGUUCGCUCGUGCCGGCCGUUGCGGCUACGUGCUCAAGCCAGACUUCCUGCGCAAGAAGGGCGAGGAGAAGGACAAGAUCGCCGCGCUCCGCUCUGAGAAGUAUCGCCUGGAGGUCGAGGUUAUCUCGGCGCAGCAGCUCCCUCGUCCUCGCGGAUCGGGCACCGACGUGGAGCCGAUGAACCUCGACCCGUUCGUCGAAGUCAGCCUCUUCGUCCCCGGGGUCGCCACGCCUCAGAAGCGUCGCACACCUGUCGUCCUCGGCAACGCCUUCAACCCGACUUUCCGCUCGCACUCAUCCUCGACCGGGACGACGGCAUCCGCAUCCCGCUUCUCUUUCACCUUCUCGUCGCAUCCCUCCCCCGGCAUGCUCGACCUCGUCUUCGUCCGCUUCGAGGUGCUCAAUGCCAAGGGAAAUCCCAAGGCGGCGAUGGAGGAGGGGAAGGGAGAUGCUGUCGGCGCCUACACCAUCGGCGUCGGCGCGCUCAUGCCUGGCUACCGCCAUCUCCCCCUCUACGACUCAAUGGGCGACCAGCACCUCUACUCGACCCUCUUCAUCCGCUCGAAGGUCGUCCGUACCGGCCAGUCCGGCUAG
Rhodotorula toruloides NP11 is the source of this 2907-nucleotide messenger RNA. Its product is annotated as 1-phosphatidylinositol-4,5-bisphosphate phosphodiesterase 1. Gene Ontology annotation, molecular function: phosphatidylinositol-4,5-bisphosphate phospholipase C activity. The record is from RefSeq and is a predicted model, not a curated record. Bases 1 to 2907 code for a protein of 968 amino acids. NCBI's taxonomy places the organism in Eukaryota, Fungi, Basidiomycota, Microbotryomycetes, Sporidiobolales, Sporidiobolaceae. Gene Ontology annotation, biological process: phosphatidylinositol-mediated signaling; lipid metabolic process. The transcript is spliced from 12 exons.